This is a messenger RNA of Cornus florida, 2058 nucleotides long. RefSeq names its product cytosolic endo-beta-N-acetylglucosaminidase 1-like. The transcript has 11 exons. The record is from RefSeq and is a predicted model, not a curated record. Gene Ontology annotation, biological process: protein deglycosylation. Bases 1 to 2058 code for a protein of 685 amino acids. Gene Ontology annotation, cellular component: cytoplasm. Lineage: Eukaryota; Viridiplantae; Streptophyta; Magnoliopsida; Cornales; Cornaceae. Gene Ontology annotation, molecular function: mannosyl-glycoprotein endo-beta-N-acetylglucosaminidase activity.
AUGAAUCCAAAUGAUAACAAGAAGAAGAACAUCCACUCCUCCUCCGAUCCUCCACCUUUCGAUCCAUCCCAGCCCUCUGUGCCAAUCUCAUACCCCAUCAAAACCCUAGAAGACCUCGAAUCGAGGGUCUAUUUUGACUCAUUUCACUUCCCAUUCAACAAAGCUUCGGUGACUCUUCCAUCUGAUAAUGGUUCUUUGGCUGACCGUCCCAGAAUUCUUGUGUGCCAUGACAUGGCCGGAGGGUACUUGGAUGAUAAGUGGGUCCAAGGGGGGACCAAUGCCGAUGCUUAUGCGAUUUGGCACUGGUACUUGAUUGAUGUUUUCGUGUAUUUUUCGCAUAGCUUUGUUACCCUUCCACCUACUUGUUGGAUUAAUACAGCUCACAAACAUGGUGUCAAGGUAUUGGGGACUUUCAUCGUAGAAUGGGAUGAAGGCAGAGUUAUUGCUGACAAACUACUCUCGACGAAGGAGUCUGCUCAAAUGUAUGCCGAGCGCUUGACUGAGCUAGCUGUUGCUUUGGGCUUUGAUGGAUGGCUGUUAAAUAUGGAGGUUGACUUGGAUGUUGGGCAAAUCCCUAAUCUGAAAGAAUUCAUCAUCCAUUUAACUAGUACCAUGCACUCUUCAAUGCCUGGAUCUUUAGUCAUAUGGUAUGAUAGUGUUACUGUUAAUGGUGAUCUAAUCUGGCAAAACAUACUGAAUGAAAAUAAUAAGCCUUUCUUUGACAUAUCUGAUGGCAUAUUUGUGAAUUAUUCAUGGGAGGAAGACUAUCCUAAACGUUCAGCUGAAGUUGCCGGUGACAGAAAGUUUGAUGUCUACAUGGGCAUUGAUGUUUUCGGAAGGGGCACUUAUGGUGGUGGACAGUGGAAUACAAAUGUUGCACUUGAUGUGCUGAAGAAAGAUGACGUGUCAGCUGCGAUAUAUGCUCCUGGAUGGGUAUACGAGACUAAGCAACCGCCUGAUUUUCAGACUGCUCAGAACCAUUGGUGGUCCCUUGUUGAAAAAUCAUGGGGAAUAUUACAGAAUUACCCAAGAGCACUUCCUUUUUACUCAAAUUUUGAUCAGGGACACGGUUACCAUAUUUUCGUUGACGGAGGGCAAGUACUGAAUUCUCCUUGGAACAACAUUUCUUCUCAAAGCUUUCAGUUUUUUGGAGAGCCUACCCCAAAUUCAAUUCAAGUCCUUGUUGAUUUUAAGGAAGCAUCUUAUAGCGGAGGAGGGAACGUCACUUUUAAAGGAUCUCUUGAAGACAAUGCGUAUUUCACAACAAAGCUCUUUCAGGGAGAGCUUCUUUUGGGGGAUUUACCAAUCUACUUUACAUAUUCUGUGAAAUCUGAUGAGAGCUCCCUGGUAGGCCUUUCUCUGGAGUUCUCUUCUACCCUGAAGGAGAGAACAUCAGUACUUCUUGCAUCCCGGGGAAGAACCUUGCUUACAAUAAACCAGUUGUCAACAAAAUUUGGUAAAGUGAUCAUGCCUUGUCGAGUUACAAAACCAGAAACUGCACCAGGAUGGGUCAUACAGGAGAGUAGCAUUUCAAUGAAUGGAUACACAUUAACAGAAAUACAUGCUGUUUGCUAUCGAUCAAAGCCUGAACUCGGUAAACAGAUACUAAAUUCUGGAUCAAAUGGCGAAGAUAAUGCCUUAGCUCGCGGUCCAUCAGAAUAUUUUGCACUGCUAGGCCACAUCACAGUUAAAACAUCUGAGCAGAACUCGAGUUUCCCUCCAUCUACUUCAUGGCUAGUUGAGGGUCAGUAUAUUAAAUGGACUUCGGGUUCUCAGGGAUCAAAGACCCUUAGUGUCAAGGUCAUUUGGAAACUGAAAGAUGGAGAUGCUUCUCUAUUCCCACAGUACAACAUUUAUGUGGAGAAAUUGAGCAAAAUGCUUGAAGGUGUGCAGGAGUAUCUUGGAGUGGCACGAGUGGACGCCUUUUAUGUUUCUGAUCUUGUCAUUCCUACCGGCACUUCUAGUCUCAAUUUCAUCGUUCAAGUGUGCAGCAUUGACGGAGCUUGUCAGACUCUAGAUGAUUCUCCAUCUUUCGAGUUGAAUGUUGAAGGUCGGUAA